Molecule: messenger RNA, 4849 nt
Organism: Sardina pilchardus (European sardine)
Lineage: Eukaryota; Metazoa; Chordata; Actinopteri; Clupeiformes; Clupeidae
Product: NACHT, LRR and PYD domains-containing protein 12-like
Exons: 20
Coding region: 161-4849 (1562 amino acids)
Biological process (GO): intracellular signal transduction
Molecular function (GO): protein binding
Source: RefSeq, a predicted model, not a curated record
UAAAUCUCAAGGUGUUCGGGCAAGAACAUUUCGGACGUUUUGUGGAGGCUUUACAGUAGGCCAAGGCUACUUCCUCUGCCAGUUCCCUGGUCUCUGUCAACAUGUCUGUUGGAGCAGAAAUGGACCCACAGAUCUGAUUGGUCUACAUAGCUGCUAAAAGAUGGAUUUCCCUCAAGAGGGUGAGGAUGCUGUUGGUGGAGAUCAGACAGACAGAGCAGCAUGUGCUGAGUCCAGCCACGUGUCCCUGAAGAACGAGGAGCCCGUCACUGAUGGGCAUCAGGGGGUCAGCACAGGAAGAGUGCUGUCUUAUAUACCACAGACACAAAGACCAGUGUCUCCAGUGCCCAGCUGUGUGUCCAUGAAGAGUGACUGGUCCAUGGGACCCCCUCUCAAUUUCAGUAGUGGACCACCACAGUCUGAUCAAAGCCCACAGACACCCAGACCAGUGUCUCCAGUGCCCAGCUGUGUGUCCAUGAAGAGUGACUGGUCCAUGGGACCCCCUCUCAAUUUCAGUAGUGGACCACCACAGUCUGAUCAAAGACCACAGACACACAGACCAGUGUCUCCAGUGCCCAGCUGUGUGUCCAUGAAGAGUGACUUGUCCAUGGGACCCCCUCUCAAUUUCAGUAGUGGACCACCACAGUCUGAUCAAAGACCACAGACACACAGACCCGUGUCUCCAGUGCCCAUGAAGAGUGACUGGUCCAUGGGACAAUAUCCCAAUUUCAGCAGUGGACCACCAAAGUCUGAUCAAAGUGGGUUCAGGAAUACCCUGACUCAGGAUCAGUCCAGGUGUGGAGUGUGUGAGCAGCUACUGAGGGACCCGGUCACCACCAGCUGUGGACACAGUUUCUGCAGGCAGUGCAUCAGCAGCUACUGGAGCCAGUCUGGUGCAUCAGGAGACUACAGCUGCCCCCAGUGCAGAAAGAAACCCAGAACACAACCCAUUACAAACCCUGAGAUAACUAUGGCACAACCACUGUUAUACCCACCUACAGCCAUAGCACUACCUCACCUAUACCCAUCUACAGCCAUGCCACAACCUCGUCUAUACCCACGUAUAACCAUGGCACAACCUCACUUAUACCCAUCUCUAGCCAUGGCACAACCUUUGUCGUACCAACACAGUGAAAUGACACUUCAUCUGAACCCAUCUGCAAACAUGGCACAAGUUCCUCCAUCCCCACACACAGGGCAGCGUCCUCAGUACUCAAACUCAGCCAUGGGGCAGCAUAAUCAUUAUCCACACAUCCAGCACCCUCUUUAUCCACACAUCCACACGGCACAGAUCUCUCCACUGCCUCCCUUAGAUGAGAACACAGUCAAGAGAGGCAGCACCCAUCUGCAAACUGAGCAUGCUCCAGUCAAAAGGGCCAAACUAACAGAUGACGAUGUCCUCACCAGAGUACUGAUGACCCAUAAAGCCAUCAUGAAGAGGAGGUUUGAGAGCAUAUGUGAAGGCAUCAUAAGGUCAGGGACUCAAACACCCCUGAACAAGAUCUACACAGAGCUCUACAUCACAGAGGGAGAGAGUGAAGGGGUGAAUAAUGAGCAUGAGGUUUGGCAGGUCGAGUCAGCAUCCAGGCCACAAACUACAGAGGACACAGCAAUCAACUGUAAUGACAUCUUCAAGCCCUUACCUGGACAGGAGAGACAUAUCAAAACUGUCAUGACCAAGGGGAUUGCUGGCAUUGGAAAAACUGUCUCAGUACAGAAGUUCAUCCUUGACUGGGCAGAGGAGACAGCUAACCAGGAUGUAGAUUUCAUGUUUGUGCUUCCAUUCCGUGAGCUGAAUUUGGUCAAACAUGAUGAGUACAGUCUUCACAGACUCCUGCUUGACUUCCACCCUGAGCUUAAAGAGCUUCAAGAUGGUGAAUACAAAGACUGCCACAUUGUGUUCAUCUUUGAUGGUCUAGAUGAGAGUCGACUUCCACUGAAUUUCCAAGAAAACCAGAAGUUGUCUGAUGUGACACAAACAUCAUCAGUGGAUGUGCUGAUGACGAGUCUCAUUCAGGGAACUCUGCUUCCCUCUGCUCUCAUCUGGAUAACCUCCCGACCAGCAGCAGCCAGUCAGAUCCCCUCUCAGUGCAUCAGUCAGGUGACAGAAGUACGAGGGUUCAAUGACCCACAGAAGGAAGAGUACUUCAGGAAGAGGAUCAGUGACCAGAAUCAAGCCAACAGAAUCGUCUCACACAUUAAGGAAUCCAGAAGUCUCCACAUCAUGUGCCACAUGCCAGUCUUCUGUUGGAUCUCAGCCACUGUUCUUCAGCAGAUACUGGAACAGGAUGAUGAGAAGGAAGCCCCCAAAACGCUGACUGAGAUGUUCAUACACUUUCUGCUCAUCCAGACCACCAGGAAGAGCCAGAAGUAUCAACAGGAAAGUGAGACAAAUAGACAGAGGCUCCUGGAGUCACACCAGGGUGUCAUAUUGAAACUGGCAGAGCUGGCUUUCAGGCAUCUGGAAAAUGGCAAUCUCAUGUUCUAUGAGGAAGACCUGAGAGAGUGUGGUAUUGAUGCCAGUGAAGCUUCAGUGUACUCUGGCAUGUGCACUGAGAUCUUCAGGGAAGAGUGUGUGUUUUUCCACAAGAAGGUCUACUGCUUUGUCCAUCUGAGCAUCCAGGAGUUUCUUGCUGCACUUCAUUUGUUUGCCUCCUACUUGAGUAAGAAUAUGGAGGUCCUGAAACCAUUUCUUAAAAGAAAGUCCAUGUCUUUGGCAGAUUGGCCUCUAGAUGAGCUGCUGAAGAAUGCAGUGAACAAAGCUUUGGAAAGCAAGAAUGGACACCUUGAUUUGUUUGUCCGCUUCCUUCAUGGCAUUUCUCUGGUGUCAAAUCAGAGACUUUUGCUUGGCCUCCUGACAGACACACACAGCAACCCAGAGAGUGUGAAGAAAACAAUCAAGAACCUGAAGAUAAUGCAGAGACCAAAUAUCUCCCCUGAGAGGUGCAUCAAUCUGUUCCACUGCCUGGUGGAAAUGCAUGACUCCUCUGUUCAUGAUGAAAUCCAGGCUUUCCUGAAGGCAGAGAAAGGUGCCGUGAAACAGCUCACACUGGCUCACUGCUCAGCCUUGGCUCAUGUGCUUCUGAUGUCUGAUGAGGUGCUGGAUGAGUUUGACCUGAGCAAAUACAAAACCUCUCCAGAAGGUCGCAGGAGACUGGUUCCAGUCAUGAGAUGCUGCAGAAAGGCUCUACUUGCUGGCUGCAAUCUAACAGAGACGUCUUAUGAGAUUGUGGCCUCAGCUCUGCAGUCUGGAAACUCUCCCUUGAGGGAGUUGGACUUGAGUCAGAAUGACCUGGAAAAGUCAGGAGAAAGGCUGGUCUCUGCUUUUCAAAGUCCAUACUGCAAACUGGAAACACUGAGACUUGCUGACUGUAAACUAACAGAGAAGUCCUGGGAGAUUGUGGCCUCAGCUCUGCAGUCUGCAAACUCCCCUUUAAGAGAGCUGGACCUGAGUCAGAAUGACCUGCAGGCGUCAGGAGAAAAGCUGCCCUCUGCUCUACGGAGUCCAGACUGCAAACUGGAGACACUGAGACUUGUUGGCUGUAAACUGAGAGGAAGGUUGUUGGCCUUGAUUCUUCAGUGGGGAAACUCCCACCUAAGAGAGCUGGACAUCAGUGACAGUGAGCUUCAGGACUGUGGAGAAGAACUGCUCCAUCAACCACUGAAUCAAGACUGUAAAGUGAGACUCAUCAGCCGUGGACUCAAAGACAGCUCCUCUAAGGUUGUGGUCUCAGUUCUGCAGUCGUAUAUUUCUCAACUGAGUGAGUUGGACAUGAGUGGCUGUGAUCUGCAAACAUCAGAAGAGAAGUUGCUCUCUGGUCUUAGAAACCCAAACUGCCACCUGGAGAAAAUGAGACUUGCUGACUGUAAACUCAGAGGAAGAUUUUUGGCCUUGACUCUUCAGUGGGCAAACUCCCACCUAAGAGAGCUGGACAUCAGUGACAGUGAGCUUCAGGACUGUGGAGGAGAACUGCUCCAUCAACCACUGAAUCAAGACUGUAAAGUGAGACUCAUCAGCUGUAGACUCAAACACAGCUCCUCUGAGGUUGUGGUCUCAGUUCUGCAGUCAUAUAUUUCUCAACUGAGUGAGUUGGACAUGAGUGACUGUGAUCUGCAAAUAUCAGAAGAGAAGCUGCUCUCUGGUCUUAGAAGCCCAAACUGCCACCUGGAAAAACUGAGACUUGUUGGCUGUAAACUGAGAGGAAGAUUUUUGGCCUUGAUUCUUCAGUGGGCAAACUCCCACUUAAGAGAGCUGGACAUCAGUGACAGUGAGCUUCAGGACUGUGGAGGAGAACUGCUCCAUCAAUCACUGAAUCAAGACUGUAAAGUGAGACUCAUCAGCCGUGGACUCAAAGACAGCUCCUGUGAAGUUGUGGUCUCAGUUCUUUCAUAUAUUUCUCAACUGAGUGAGUUGGACAUGAGUGACUGUGAUCUGCAAACAUCAGAAGAGAAGUUGCUCUCUGGUCUUAGAAACUCAAACUGCCACCUGGAGAAACUGAGACUCGCUGGUUGUGAGUUAACAGAGGAUUCCUGUAAGGCUGUAGCCUCUGCUUUGCAGUCCUCCAUCUCCCUAAAGGAACUGGACCUGAGUCACAAUGACCUGAAGGAGUCUGGAUUUCAGCUUCUCUCUACAGGACUCAGUAGCCCUCACUGUAAACUGACAUCUUUAAGACUUGCUGGUUGUAAGCUAACAGAGGAUUCCUGUAAGGCUGUAGCCUCUGCUUUGCAGUCCUCCAUCUCCCUAAAGGAACUGGACCUGAGUCACAAUGACCUGAAGGAGUCUGGAGUUCAGCUUCUCUCUACAGGACUCAGUAGCCCUCACUGUAAACUGCAGUCUUUAAGCAAGCUGUGA